UCUCUCUUUCUCCAUAAGUAGCUGAAGCACAGAAGUCGCCAUCAUGGAUUUUCAGCAUCGUCCUGGAGGUAAAACUGGAAGCGGAGGCGUAGCCUCUGCCUCAGAAAGUAACCGAGACCGCAGGGAGAGGCUCCGGCAGCUGGCUUUGGAGACCAUCGACAUCAACAAGGACCCCUAUUUUAUGAAAAAUCAUUUGGGCUCUUAUGAAUGCAAGCUUUGCCUAACGCUGCACAACAAUGAGGGAAGUUACUUAGCGCAUACACAGGGGAAGAAGCAUCAGACCAAUUUGGCCCGUCGAGCUGCCAAGGAAGCUAAGGAAGCCCCUGCCCAGCCCGCACCAGAAAAAGUCAAAGUGGAAGUAAAGAAAUUUGUGAAAAUUGGACGACCGGGUUAUAAAGUGACCAAACAGAGAGAUCCAGAAACAGGCCAGCAGAGCCUUCUCUUCCAGAUUGAUUAUCCAGAGAUUGCAGAAAGUAUCAUGCCUCGUCAUCGGUUCAUGUCAGCCUAUGAGCAAAGGAUUGAGCCCCCUGAUAGACGCUGGCAAUACCUUUUGAUGGCAGCGGAGCCCUAUGAGACCAUAGCUUUCAAGGUGCCAAGCAGAGAAAUCGACAAAGCGGAAGGAAAGUUUUGGACCCACUGGAACAGGGAAACCAAGCAGUUCUUCCUUCAAUUCCACUUCAAGAUGGAGAAGCCCCCAGCUCCCCCAAACCUCCCUCCAGGGCCCCCAACAGUGAAGCGGCCUCCUCCGCCACCACUGAUGAACGGCUUGCCCCCAAGGCCACCUCUGCCGGACUCCAUGCCGCCGCCGCCUCCAGGAGGCAUGACUCUGCCUCCUAUGCCUCCCUCUGGACCAGUGCCACCACCCCCAGUGCCACCUCAGCUGCCACCAGCACCCGGUGUACCUCCCCCUGCUCCUCUGCCACCCAUGAUGAGACCACCUCUCCCCACAGAGGGGCCAGGCACUAUCCCCCCUCCGCCUCCCUCCAACUGAAACCCCUCCUGAACUCAGUCCCGCUGGACUCCUCUAGCUCUUAUCUUUUUAUAUGCAGAUCACAACUGAUUGAGAGAAAUACUCUGUUUUGUAUGCCUGUGAAUUGACUAGAUCCUGUAGGUUCAUUAAAAGGUUUUCAAUUUUCCUUUC
Messenger RNA from Phaethon lepturus (White-tailed tropicbird), 1141 nucleotides. It is a transcript of the gene SF3A2, whose product is annotated as splicing factor 3a, subunit 2, 66kDa. Gene Ontology annotation, biological process: spliceosomal complex assembly. NCBI's taxonomy places the organism in Eukaryota, Metazoa, Chordata, Aves, Phaethontiformes, Phaethontidae. The record is from RefSeq and is a predicted model, not a curated record. Gene Ontology annotation, molecular function: zinc ion binding; nucleic acid binding. Gene Ontology annotation, cellular component: U2-type prespliceosome; catalytic step 2 spliceosome; nucleus. The transcript has 8 exons. The coding region runs from base 44 to 991 and encodes 315 amino acids.